Molecule: messenger RNA, 738 nt
Organism: Monoraphidium neglectum
Lineage: Eukaryota; Viridiplantae; Chlorophyta; Chlorophyceae; Sphaeropleales; Selenastraceae
Exons: 5
Coding region: 1-738 (245 amino acids)
Source: RefSeq, a predicted model, not a curated record
AUGCAGAUCCCAUCCAUGGUGUUGCUGGUGCUUGCGCUGGCUACCCCGCGCACCCUCGCAGCACGCCCGCUGCACCUUGCUGUGGUGGGACGCACGCUGCAACAGCAGGGCACCUGGUCCGGCUUCCCCGACCCCACCUCCGCGACGGCCUUCGCCUCCUCAAACGGCCAGCAGCAGCAGGCAGUCGCGUACGCCUCAAGCUCGGUGCCGUCCUUCCAGCAAGGCGCUACCCAGCAGACCGCCAUGCCCGCCUACGCCCAGCCCAUGCAGCAGCAGCUGCAGCAGCAGGUUGCCUACCCCCAAUCCGCACCGCAGCAGCAGAUGCCGCAGUAUUACCCUCAACAGCCUCAGCAGGGCGCUGUGCAGAUGCAGCAGCCGCAGGGCGCCUUGCAGCAGGGGCAGCAGACCAGCAUGCCGCAGCAGGGUUCAGGAGGCUCGCCCGGCUUCAACCAAAACUCCAUCCUGUCGUUGCACAACAGCCUCCGAGCCAAGCACGGCGCUGCGCCGCUCGCCUUCAACGGCCAGCUGGCGGCGUCCGCUCAGGCCUGGGCGGACCGCUGCGUCUUCCAGCACAGCGGCCCAGGGGAGAACCUGGCGCAGUACUUCCCUGACCCCUUGCAGGCCGUGCAGGCUUGGUAUGAUGAGAUCCGCAUGUACUCCUACGGCAGCGACUACUCGUCAGCCACAGGUGAUGAGAGGGAGCAGCAGCACAUGAACGUGUCGCCCCCGCUGCAGUGA